GGCGGGGCGUCCCGGUUGCUAUGGCGGCGCUUGGAGGAGGAAGGGGAGAGGAGGGAGCCGCGGGGGCCGCCGGGAGAGCGGUGCUCUCUGGUGGCGGGCGGGAAGAAGCCGUUGACCGUUGUUAGUUGCUGCCUACUAUUGCCGGUUCCGCCCGCCGGCAUGAGCAGCCGUGUUCGGACCCACGGCAGGAGGAGGAGGAGGGCCGUGCACCUCGUCCCGCCGUCCUCUGCCAGCUCUGACGAGCGCCUCAGUCCCUCCGGCAGCUCCCCGCUCUCUCCCGCGUCCCGCCCCAGCUCCCCGAGCGGCGAGGAGGAGCGGGCGGCGGCCUCUCGGCGAGGCGAUAGGAAGGCUGAAGAUUCUGACAUAGCAGAAGAGAAAAAAGAGUCACCCUUGAAAGAUAACCUUUCACCAUGGGAAGAAUGGUUCAUUGGAAAAGAGAAGGAGCUACGUGCCCGCUUACAGACUAGAGCUGCAGAGGAAAUGAAUAUACAGCUUGAGAAAAUGAAGCAAAAGCAAGAAUGUGAAAGGAGGAAAAGGAUAGCUGAAGAGAAGCAUAAGGAAUGGGUCCAAAAAAAAAGAGAAGAGGAAAGAAGGGAAAAGGAACAAAAGUUGAGCAAAGAAAUGGCAGAAAAAGCCACAAGGGAACUAGAAAAGCUGCAGUUACAAGAAAAGGCUGAAGCAAAAUAUAAAGAAUGGUUAAAGAAGAAGAGAGCUGAAGAGGCAGAAAAGAGGAAGAAAGAGAAGGAAAAAGAAAGAGAAAGGGAAGCUGAGCUACAGGAGAAAAAAACAAGAUCAGAGAAGAUCUUUAAGGAAUGGCUACAUAAUGUUAGAAAUAAACCACGCCCUGUUUUAAAUGGUUAUGGCUUUCCAUGUGGGAAGACUACAGGGUGUGCUGAUGGGAAUUUGUAUCCAGUUCCAGCAUAUUGUAAUCCCAUUCCUUGGAAACCUGUACAUGUGCCUCCUCCAAAGGAAGACAGUGUUCUUACCAUGAAGAAGAGACCUGUAUCUUCUCAGUCAUAUGUGUCUUUGCCUAUAGUAAGUUACAAGCCCAAGGACAAAGCCUGCGUUAGAUCCUUGAUCGGAAAACAGUUGUAACACAGAAAACAAAACUGUUCUUAGGAUCUUGAGUGAAUUGAGACAGAAGUAUUAGUAAAAACAAAAAAGACACACACAAAAAGGCCCCAAAGAAAGAAAACCCAAAACCAACCAAACAAAACAAACCACAACUAAACAAAACAACCAAAAAAAAGAGAGAAUAAAGGAAAACAACACCAAACUCUCAAACAAAAACGAAAAAAAAAAAACCAACCCCAAACCAAAAGAAUUCAUAUUUAGCCAAUUGUAACGGGACUGUAGAUCCAUACCAAUAAAAUGCAUGGGAUUGUUUUUUCCUUUC
Molecule: messenger RNA, 1396 nt
Organism: Melopsittacus undulatus (budgerigar)
Lineage: Eukaryota; Metazoa; Chordata; Aves; Psittaciformes; Psittaculidae
Gene: CCDC34
Product: coiled-coil domain containing 34
Exons: 6
Coding region: 160-1095 (311 amino acids)
Source: RefSeq, a predicted model, not a curated record